Helobdella robusta is the source of this 438-nucleotide messenger RNA. RefSeq lists its product as hypothetical. The transcript is spliced from 5 exons. The record is from RefSeq and is a predicted model, not a curated record. Bases 1 to 438 code for a protein of 145 amino acids. Lineage: Eukaryota; Metazoa; Annelida; Clitellata; Rhynchobdellida; Glossiphoniidae.
AUGCUCCUUUCGGGCAGUAAAGGAAUGAAGGCAUCUCAUUUUGUUAGAGCAAAAAAAAUCAAUUUUUUCAAGUCUCUCAUAAAUUUGUUGCCAACAAAUGAAAUUAUUUUAAGCUACGGACGACAGAUAGUCUCGAAGUGUAUAGAGACAUUCGUGAGACAAGGCAUCAAGAUUCUUUCCACUUCUAGGAGGAACAUGGAAUGGGCGAGAACAAGUCAGUCGCUGAAGCAGGCGCAGCUGAAACCGCCAUGCUUCGUGAAGGUGGAGUCCAUCUCAGCUGACUACAGAGAUAAGCAGCACCAGAUAUGGUUCGUAACUGAAAAAUGCAGCGAGCACAUGUUGCUACUGGCAUGCGAUAAUAACCAAAAGUACAUUUCCAUCCCUCUUUGCCUCAAUCUUACUUUCAAACAAAAAUUUACCCAUGAUGUCAUCCUGUAG